Peromyscus maniculatus bairdii (prairie deer mouse) is the source of this 2058-nucleotide messenger RNA. Its product is annotated as b(0,+)-type amino acid transporter 1-like. Gene Ontology annotation, cellular component: membrane. Lineage: Eukaryota; Metazoa; Chordata; Mammalia; Rodentia; Cricetidae. Gene Ontology annotation, molecular function: L-amino acid transmembrane transporter activity. The record is from RefSeq and is a predicted model, not a curated record. Gene Ontology annotation, biological process: amino acid transmembrane transport.
AUGGAGAGAAGUGAGGAGAGAGACGGCAGUGACGGGCCGGCGGCGGGAGGGCAGGAGCAGAGCAGUGGGGCACCGGGUCUGGCCCUGAAGAGGGAGAUUGGCCUGUGGAGUGCCGUGUCCAUGACCGCGGGCUGUAUGAUUGGCUCUGGCAUCUUCAUGUCCCCACAGGGGGUCUUGGUUUACAUGGGCAGUCCCGGAGCCAGUCUCGUUGUCUGGGCGACGUGUGGCCUCCUGGCCAUGAUGGGCGCCCUGUGCUAUGCUGAACUGGGCAGCCUGGUUCCUGAAUCUGGGGGAGACUAUGCCUACAUUUUGCGAACCUUUGGCUCUUUGCCGGCCUUCCUGGUUAUCUACACAUUUGUUCUGGUGGCCAAACCAGCUGCCAUCACCGCCGUCUCUCUGAGUUUCGCCGAGUAUGCACUGGCUCCCUUUUACCCAGCCUGCGCCUCGCUCCCUCAGAUCAUGGUCAAGAUCGUUGCUUCUUCCUGCAUCCUGUUGCUGCUGCUGAUCAACUUCUGGAGCUCACGGAUGUCCACGGUGGUGAUGAACGUGUGCACAGCCGCCAAAGUGUUCUCCCUGCUUGUCAUCGUGGUGGGUGGGGCCGUGGUGCUGGCUCAGGGCCGCAGUCGUACAGAAUCCCUGCCGUUCACCUUCCACAACACAACCCAGCAGGCAGGGCGCAUUGGCAUGGCUUUCUACCAGGGCCUGUGGUCCUUUGAUGGCUGGAAUAACAUCAACAUGGUGGUAGAGGAGCUCAAGAACCCAAAGCGGAAUCUAGUGUGGGCAGUGAUGAUUGCCAUCCCCCUGGUCACCAUCCUGUACGUCCUGGUCAAUAUCAGUUACCUGCUGGUUAUGUCGCCCUUGGAGAUCCUCUCCUCUGAUGCCAUGGCUGUGAGCUGGGGGAACCAGGUUCUGGGGUCCUGGGCCUGGCUGGUGCCCUUGGCCGUUGCGCUUUCGACAUUUGGUACCGUCAAUGGGUCGUUCUUCAGCGGCAGCCGUUUGUGCUACGCAGCUGCCAGAGAAGGUCACAUGCCCCAGCUUAUGUCCAUGAUUCAUGUGCACCGACUGACACCAGCCCCAGCCAUGGUCUUCACCACAGCUGUGGCUUUGGUCCUGCUCAUUCCAGGCGACUUCGGCACCUUCGUCAACCUCUUGAGCUUCCUCUCCUGGCUCACCUCUGGAACCACCUUUGGCUGUCUCCUGUACUUGCGAAUAAAGACAAAGAAUCUUCCCCACACUUACAAGGUCCCCACCUUCAUUCCCGCCGUCAUGCUCCUGGUAUCUCUCUACCUGGUGCUGGCACCCGUCAUCGACCACCCCCAGGCAGAAUUCCUGUACAUCUUCUGCUUCCUGCUCAGUGGCUUCCUGGUGUAUUUCCUGCUUUUCCACUUCCGGUGUCAGUCCAAGUGCAUGCAAGCGGCCACGACGCAUCUCCAGCUGCUCCUGGAAGUCGCUCCAACCACUAAAGGUCAUUGACUGGAUGGUCAGAGGAGUCCCGCACUGUCCUCUUCACUGUCCCCGCUGGUCCUCUGUACACCAACUAGGUAUCAUUCCAGUAAGCACUUAGUGCCACACAGUACAGCUGCUUUGAGGUUUGGGAAUAUCUACUGGGACAUUAUCCCAUUUCCCUAAAACCUAUUCCUUUGAAACAAGUACCACUUUGUUUCACAAAGGAACCCUCUGGUUACAAAUAGACAUUUAGUUGCUGUUUGUAGCCCAAUUAGACAGCAUGGAAUGAGUCCCUUCCUUGGGUUUCUGCCAUUGGAAUUCUAUAGUCUUAUUGGACAUUGCUCAAGCUGAAGAGUUGCACAUCUCGGGAUUUAUAUGGGACCACUUGUAUCAAGUGGGCAGAGAAGUAGAGAAAGGCAGAAUGGCAAGAAGAAUGAGGAUGAUACAUGCUUAGACAUGCUUUAAAAAAGACUUGGUGCUGAAGGGGAGGGGGUAGGAGCUGAAAGCGUAGUUUUGAUCCCUGUGGUCCAACGGCCACUUGAUGGUAUUUCUUGAGUUUUAUGUCUUCCUCCUCCUCCUCCUUUUUUUCUAUUUUGUGAACCUAGAGAUUAA